UCUUUCUUUUUUAUGUGGGUUGGUUCCUAACUUUAUCUCCUCUCUCUUUCCCCAUUUCACUUUCUCUGAAAUUCUCGAGAUUGGCGUCUAAGAUAAAAACCAGGGGGACCUCUGUUCCAACAUCUUUCCCUCUCAUCCCUUCCCUUCUUCCUCUUCUCUGCUCUCCCUAAAACCUCUUCUACAUAUCCUCUUGCCCAGAACAAAAGCAAAAGAAAGCACCCCACCCCACUUCAGAAAGUAAGGAAAAAAAAAAAACACAAUCUUGAUGAGUGAGAGAGGAGGCUCUCUGUGAGAAGAGAGCCUGCCUGUUCAUGCAACCACCACCAAAACCACCAUUCUUUUUCUCAACAAGCUUUUUCUGCCCAACAAGACUUAGCUCGGUGGGCUUUGCUGCUUUUCUUGGAUGGCACUUUCUAUGCACAGGGAUAGUAACAGCAGUGGUAGUAACAGCAAGCAGCAACAAAUGGACCCCAGCAAGUAUGUGAGGUACACACCAGAGCAAGUUGAGGCUCUUGAGAGGGUUUAUGCAGAAUGCCCAAAGCCUAGUUCUUUGAGGAGGCAGCAGCUCAUUCGGGAGUGCCCCAUUCUUGCUAACAUUGAGCCUAAACAAAUCAAAGUCUGGUUUCAGAAUCGCAGAUGUCGUGAAAAACAGAGGAAAGAAGCAUCUCGUCUCCAGACUGUUAACAGAAAACUGACCGCCAUGAAUAAGCUGCUGAUGGAAGAGAAUGAUCGUCUUCAGAAGCAGGUCUCGCAGUUGGUCUAUGAAAAUGGUUAUAUGCGUCAGCAACUGCACACUGUAAGCACAACAACCACAGAUACUAGCUGUGACUCUGUGGUUAUGAGUGGUCAGCAACAACAGCAAAACCCAACUCCUCAGCAUCCACAGAGGGAUGCAAAUAGCCCAGCUGGUCUUCUCGCAAUAGCUGAGGAGACCCUGACAGAGUUCCUUGGGAAGGCUACUGGAACUGCUGUCGACUGGGUCCAGAUGAUUGGGAUGAAGCCUGGUCCGGAUUCUAUUGGCAUCGUUGCUGUUUCCCGCAACUGCAGUGGGGUAGCAGCACGGGCCUGUGGCCUCGUGAGUCUUGAACCCACGAAGGUUGCUGAAAUUCUCAAAGAUCGUCUUUCUUGGUUUCGCGACUGCCGUUGCCUCGAUGUAGCAAGUGCAAUACCCACAGGAAAUGGAGGGACUAUAGAGCUUGUAUAUAUGCAGAUAUAUGCACCAACAACAUUGGCAUCUGCUCGUGACUUUUGGACGUUGAGAUAUAUCACAAGCUUGGAAGAUGGCAGUCUAGUGAUUUGUGAGAGAUCAUUAACAUCUUCUACGGGUGGCCCAACUGGGCCUCCUGCUACUUGCUUUGUGAGAGCUGAAAUGCUGCCGAGUGGGUACCUGAUUCGUCCUUGUGAGGGUGGUGGAUCCAUUAUCCACAUUGUCGAUCACAUUGACUUUGAUGCUUCAAGUGUUCCUGAAGUUUUAAGGCCACUUUAUGAAUCUUCCAAAAUCCUUGCGCAAAAGAUGACUAUGGCUGCUUUGCGUCAUAUAAGACAAAUUGCUCAAGAAACCAAUGGAGAGAUCCAGUAUACUGGUGGUCGCCAACCCACUGUUCUUAGAGCAUUAAGUCAAAGAUUGUGCAGGGGUUUUAAUGAUGCUGUCAAUGGAUUUGUUGAUGAUGGUUGGUCAAUAAUGGGCAGCGAUGGGGUUGAAGAUGUAACCAUUGCCAUUAACUCAUCUCCAAGCAAGUUUCUGGGUUCCCAAUAUAACAACUUGUCUAUGCUCCCAACCUUUGGGGGAGUCCUCUGCGCACGGGCAUCAAUGCUUCUCCAGAAUGUGCCUCCAGCUUUGCUUGUUCGCUUCCUGAGGGAGCAUCGUUCGGAGUGGGCUGAUUAUGGCGUUGAUGUCUACUCUGCCGCUUCUCUUAAAGCCAGUCCUUAUGCAGUUCCUUGUGCAAAGCUUGGAGGGUUUCCAAGCAGUCAAGUUAUUUUACCUCUGGCGCAAACUGUUGAACAUGAGGAGUUCCUGGAGGUGGUUCGUUUGGAAGGUCAUGCAUUCUCUCCAGAGGACAUUGCUUUGUCAAGAGAUAUGUACUUGUUGCAGUUAUGCAGCGGGAUCGAUGAAACAACUUCUGGCGCCUGUGCUCAGCUUGUUUUUGCGCCCAUUGAUGAAUCAUUUGGUGAUGAUGCUCCCGUGCUGCCAUCUGGUUUCCGCGUCAUACCAUUGGAACCUAAAUCAGAUGGGCCCACAGCAACUCGAACACUGGACUUGGCUUCUGCUCUUGAGGUGGGACACAGUGGAGCUCGUUCUGGUGGUGAAGCUGAUACGAGUAAUCAGAAUUUUAGGUCUGUUUUGACCAUUGCGUUCCAGUUCACUUUUGAGAAUCACUAUCGAGACAGUGUAGCUGCCAUGGCCCGUCAAUAUGUACGAAGUAUUGUGGGAUCAGUCCAAAGAGUUGCCAUGGCCAUAGCCCCAUCCCAACUCAGCUCCCAAAUGGUACCAAAGCCGCUUCCUGGUUCACCAGAGGCUGUCACAUUGGCACGUUGGAUUUGCAGGAGCUACAGAGUGCACACUGGUGGAGAACUGCUUCAGGCUGAUUCAUCAGCAGGUGAUGCUGUUCUGAAACAACUUUGGCACCACACUGAUGCUAUUAUGUGCUGCUCCGUUAGAAUGAAUCAGGCAUCAGCAGUAUUUACAUUUGCAAACCAGGCAGGACUGGACAUGCUGGAGACGACCCUGGUAGCCCUUCAGGAUAUAAUGCUGGAGAAGAUACUGGAUGAAGCUGGUAGAAAGAUUCUGCUCUCAGAGUUCUCCAAGAUCAUGCAGCAGGGGUUUGCAUAUUUGCCGGGAGGAGUGUGUGUUUCGAGCAUGGGCAGACCGGUGUCUUACGAACAAGCGGUGGCAUGGAAGGUUGUGAACGAUGAGGAUGCCAAUCACUGCCUAGCAUUCAUGUUCAUGAAUUGGUCUUUUGUGUAAAGGGAAUAGAAAUGGGUGCUGACCUUGUGAUGAGAUGACAAUUUGAAACUAUAGCUGCACUCAGGUGUUUUAAGUUAUUUGUAGUUAUUUAAAUUUGGGGAAAAUGAUGUACGACGACAUAUUGACAAGGGGUUAUUUAUAAACCUGUGAGAUGCCUACUAUUAUCAUAUAUAUAUACAUAUA
Molecule: messenger RNA, 3148 nt
Organism: Sesamum indicum (sesame)
Lineage: Eukaryota; Viridiplantae; Streptophyta; Magnoliopsida; Lamiales; Pedaliaceae
Product: homeobox-leucine zipper protein ATHB-14
Molecular function (GO): DNA-binding transcription factor activity; lipid binding; DNA binding
Source: RefSeq, a predicted model, not a curated record